Molecule: messenger RNA, 780 nt
Organism: Ipomoea triloba (trilobed morning glory)
Lineage: Eukaryota; Viridiplantae; Streptophyta; Magnoliopsida; Solanales; Convolvulaceae
Product: vascular-related unknown protein 1-like
Exons: 3
Coding region: 59-673 (204 amino acids)
Biological process (GO): xylem development
Source: RefSeq, a predicted model, not a curated record
ACAUCAAACCUCUUCAACCGAAACUUUGGGAAAAUUAAACCAAAGAAUCAGAAAGAGGAUGAGUUUGUACGAGAAAAGUUUGGUCGGUCGUGAUGAACAGCAGGAAGAGAGUGGAUGGACUGCAUAUCUGCAGGAUUUUUCAGAGAACAAUAUGAUGGGCUCAUCAUCAUAUUCCAAUAACCAGGAAGAUUAUGAUUGCAGUUUAGUUAGCAGCCCCUCUUUGGUGUCUGAUGCUGCCACUUAUGGUGCAAGGAGGAAGAAGAAGAGUUGCAGUGAUCAUAGAAGAGUGAGGAAUAACACUGAAUGUUCUUCGUUGGGUGGCUCCCAGGUUCUCAGGAGAUUGAAUUUGAAGAACCCAAAAACCAGUGACAAAUAUUAUGAUCCUGAUUUGGAAGACACUGCUAGCUCUCCUGUCAACAGUCCAAAGGAUAGAACCUUCAGGCAGCAGGUUGAGAUUAACCCUAGAAGAAGUCAAAAUAAUGUUCUGAAUUAUCUGCAGGGAAAGGAAACUGGGUUUGAAGGAUUUCAAGAAAUGGUUAUGGGCGCAGAAGAAGAAAGAAGCAGCAUAAACUUUGAUGGAAAGAUUAGUACGGAGUGCAUAGACUUGAAGAAAAGAGGGCUAUGCUUAAUGCCUUUGUCCCUUUUAGUGAAUUAUCACAAGCAGUCUUUCUAGCUCCAUUAAUUAGCUUCUUCUUACCCCCAGAAACCACAUGUUGUAUAUCAAGAAGAGACAAGAACUAUGAUGCAUUGUCCAUGUAAUUAUAUAUCUGCACUUACAUA